Sphenostylis stenocarpa is the source of this 1737-nucleotide messenger RNA. Lineage: Eukaryota; Viridiplantae; Streptophyta; Magnoliopsida; Fabales; Fabaceae. The record is from the annotation of a GenBank genome assembly.
AUGGAGCGUUUGGCUAGGUCAGCUCGAGUGUGGCGUUGGCGUUUGCACUCCACUUUUCAAACCCUAACUUCUCGCUCCUCACCUCAUUCUACACAUCCCAAAUUUGCGUCUUCUCGGUUUGCCUCUUCUACAGUGUUCGAUGUUUCGAGUUCCAGAGUCUCGCGCGUGGAUUAUUCCUUGCUUCCGGUUUUCUUAGCUAGUGUUUUCGGAACUGGAUUGGUGGAAGUGGCUUAUGCGGAUAAUGAUGUUGUGGAUGUCCAAGAAAUAGCCAAGAGGGAACGCCAGCGAAUUGAGCAGUUGAUUAGAAGUAGAGGAAUUCGAUAUGGUUCUUAUCCUUUCUUCUCUGUCGCCGUUAAGGGUGAAAAGGUCAGUAUUAAGUUUCAAAUUCCUGAUGGUUGUGAUAUUUCACAACUUAUUGCAAAUCUUACUGCACAUCUUGGAAUGAAAUCUGAAGGCCAUGGAGGUGGUUCAGACAUGUUAUUACGAGCUUGGGACAGCACAUUUGCUUGGCAACUUACCCUUACUCAUCCAUCAGAACAAAAGCAUAUUCCAGCGAAUGAUAUGUCUUCAAAAGAUAUAAAUGCAGAUGAUAGGGAUCUAUGUAUACUCAUAUUUCGUUCUCUCGUUGGCUUAGAUAAAGCUGAGAUUGAAUUCAUUAAGAGAGGGGAAUUGUGUCCUGAAGAGCUUGAUGCUUUCAUUUCUGUUUUACAAUUAGCUGGUGAUAAGUUGGGACAAAGAAGCACCCUGGAAAGAAAACCAAAGGAAGAGACUGAAAAUGUGCCAUCUGUUAAUAAAUCUAUUUCUGAUCUUGAGCGUAUGGGAGUGAGAAUUUAUGGACUUGAUGAACCUAUAGUUAUACCAAAAGAUGGUGAGAUAUCAUGGGACAGCAUUGCUGGUUAUGAACAUCAAAAACGAGUAAUAGAAGAUACAAUACUAUUGGCUUUGCAUAGUCCUGAAGUAUAUGAUGAUAUUGCUAGAGAGACUCGCCAUAAGUUUGAGUCAAACAGACCUCGAGCUGUGCUAUUUGAAGGUCCACCUGGUACUGGGAAAACAUCCUGUGCUCGUGUCAUUGCCAAUCAAGCGGGUGUGCCUUUGCUAUAUGUUCCACUCGAGGCAAUAAUGUCUGAGUUCUACGGUAAAAGUGAACGUCUUCUAGGGAAAGUGUUUUCGCUUGCAAACAAUCUUCCGAAUGGUGCUAUUAUAUUUCUGGAUGAGAUUGAUUCUUUUGCUGCUGCGCGUGACAGUGAAAUGCAUGAAGCUACGCGAAGAAUAUUGUCGGUCUUGUUGAGACAGUUUGCCGGAUCUGAAAUAGAUGGCUUUGAGCAGGAUAAGAAAGUGGUAGUCAUUGCUGCCACAAAUAGAAAGGAAGACCUUGAUCCCGCAUUAAUCAGUCGGUUUGAUAGUAUCAUCGCCUUUGGCUUACCUGAUCAUCGGAAUCGUCAGGAAAUAGCAUCUAAAUAUGCUAAGCACCUGUCCAAAGCCGAACUGGAUGAACUUGCAAGAGUUACAGAAGAUAUGUCUGGAAGAGAUAUUAGAGAUGUUUGUCAGCAAGCAGAACGAUCGUGGGCGUCGAAGAUUAUUCGAGGGCUAGUUCCUAAAGAGGGGGAAAAAGCGAAGCUUCCAGCUUUGCAAGAAUAUAUACAAUGCGCCAGGAGCCGACAAGAGGCGCUGCGUAGUGCCGCCGCAAACAGCACGAAGUUCCGAAGCUAUUCCCGCCCCAAGAUACUAAGCGACUGA